Trichoderma breve is the source of this 780-nucleotide messenger RNA. RefSeq lists its product as uncharacterized. The record is from RefSeq and is a predicted model, not a curated record. The transcript has a single exon. Bases 1 to 780 code for a protein of 259 amino acids. Lineage: Eukaryota; Fungi; Ascomycota; Sordariomycetes; Hypocreales; Hypocreaceae.
AUGCUUGAUCCCAACGCCAAGCAUCUCGAUUCUCAUAAUCACGGUGCCUGUGAAAGUCAGGGACAGACUCCUACCUUCAGCCGAAAAGAUCACCUUGUGCAGCACCUACGGCUUGCGCAUCACGUUGAAACUCUGCCCAUUAUUGACUCCUGGAAAGAUCAAGGCCCUCCAGUGUCAUCAAGAUGUGGCUUCUGUAACAUCCGCAUGCAGACCUGGCAAGAACGAGUCGAUCAUUUAACAAAGCACUUCCGCAAAGGCGCAACAAUGGACAACUGGAAGGGAGAACAUUGUUUUGAGUCUUCCGUCGCAGUCAAGGUUACUCAUGCAAUGCCUCCGUAUCUCAUCGGAGCCGAGUCAAGAGCCUUAAUUCCGUUCUCAGUCACCAGUCAUGGGACAAAGGAUCAUCUCUCCCAGAUCCAGCAAGCAACGGAGCAGAGCCUAGGAAUAUGGGAUGGCGGACUCACAGCCUCACCUAUCAGCGGUCCCUUGCCUUUGCCCGAGUUGACAACCAAGCCGGCGCUACUGAACUCGUUCAGCGAGAAAACCAGUUCCAUGACCUUUCCCGAGGUCUUGGCGUUACAUCUGGGCCGUUAUGCUCAGGAACAAAUGAGGCUAGGUAUUAUUCCCACGGAUAGGAUGUUUCAGGACGAGGCUAGGCGGAUCAUGUUUGAUUCUGUAGAUCCAUGGGAUCAGACCAUUGCUGAUGAUGACUGCUGGCUCUCGCUGUUUCGUGACCGUCAUCUCAAUAACGCACCGGUAAGCAAGGAGGGUUCGGCUUAA